AAAACGCUAGACGUAUGAAUUAAUUCGACUGUUGUUUACAAAAGUAGUAAAACAGUGAGUCGUCAUGUUACACAUAAGGCCGCGCAAACAUUUAGCAGUGCCGAGUCCUUAAAACAGAAUCUCUGUGUGAAUGUGUACAGUGGUAGUCACAUCAAAUAGCUUAAAUAAAACCAAAAAGGAUAUAAAAAUGGUCCGACAAAAUAAAAACAUAGUUAUUGUUUCUUUUUGUCGGUGCAAUGACAUGACAUGUCAACAUACUCAAUGCUGACAAAUGUCAUUAUUGUCAAUAAAGUCAAAAGUGAAAGAAGCGUAAAGUUGAAUGGAUGGACGUCUAUCACGUAUAGAAAAAAAUUAUUAUUUUAUUACCGUAAACAAAGAUAAUUAAACUUAUUGCUCUGAAAUAGCAUGUGUUAUUCGAAGUUCAGUUACAAUGGAGAUAUGUAGAGUAUGUUUAACAACAGAAAAAGAUGUGUUUCCAAUUGACGAACAUUUCGUUAUAAAUUAUAACUUGUUGACGAACUUAAACGUCACUUUACUUGAUGGAUUGCCACAAUUCUCAUGCCAGACUUGCUUAGAAACUGUCAAGAGUUUUAUAGAAUUUAGAGAAAAAUCUAUUACAUCUGAAACAACACUCAGAAAAGUUAUAUGUGCUGAAGGUGUUAAAGAAGAAAAUGAAGAAAGCAUCUUAAAAAAUGAAAAUGAUCUAAUAGAGACUGAUGCCUUUGAAACUGAAAAUAAACCAAUACAAAGUGAAUCCACAGUUGUUAAAACAGAAAUAAAAUCAGAAGAAGAAGCUAUUCUAGACAAUUAUGAAAUUGGAUUUGAUGAAUAUGCAGAUGAAGAAUUCAUUAAAGAAAGUGAAGAUGAACUACGACCAAUAAUAUUGAAGAUAAAAAAUACUUGUAAAAAAUCAAGGGUUAAAAAGAAGUCUGUCAAGAAGUCCAAUUUAAUAGAAAACUUCUCUGAUCAUGAUAAUCAUUUAUGGUAUUGUGGUAUGUGCCCGAAAACAUUUGACAAUCAAACUGACUUAAACACUCAUAUUGAUGUUCAUAAAAACUGGAGGAGGUGUGAACUAUGCCAAGAUACUCUGAACAGUGUGUCACAAAUGCUUGCUCAUAGAAUUAUGCAUGUACCAAAGAAACAGCAAGAAUGUCACAUUUGUGGAAAGAAAUACAAGUCAUGUGUGUAUCUGGAAUUUCACUAUAGGAAUGUGCAUAUUGAAGGUGAUGACCCAAAACUUAGUUGUAAACACUGUAAUACCAAAUAUAACACACCAAAACAGCUGAGCGGCCAUAACUUACAAGUGCAUUCUGAUAUUAGAUUUAUCUGCGACGUGUGUUCUAAAGGAUUCCAUAGCCGAGCUAAUUUGAAAUCCCACAUUAAGGUCCAUAGCGAUAAAAAGUCUUACAUCUGUGAUUUGUGUGGAUUCAAAUGUAAACAAAGCACAGGGCUCAGGGAUCACAAAAUAAGAAGGCAUUCGGCGGGAAAAGUAAUUUGUAAAAACUGCAAACGACCAUUUGAAAAUCAAUUUGACUACGACAAACAUAAAUUGAGUUGCUUAAAGAAAUCAAAAUUAACCGUGUGUCCAAUAUGCGGACGACAAUUUAAUCGUAAUGGAAGCUUAGCAAAGCAUAUGAAUGUUCAUAGCACAAUUCCAAAGUACGAGUGUAAACGAUGUCCAGCUAAAUACAAGACGAAAGAUGGUUUGUUAAGUCACUUGAACCGCCACGAUGGGAACCGGACCAAGCAGUGUGAAUACUGCCCAGCUAAGUUUUAUACCGCAGCCGUGCUCAUCAAACACCGUCGGACACAUACAGGAGAAAAGCCAUACGUGUGUAAGGUGUGUCACAAAGGAUUCACAGCAAAUUUCAACCUCAAAGUACAUAUGAAAGUACACGGAGAAUAUUUAGUUGUUAAAAAGCAAGAGGAGUCAACUAAUGUUACUGAUUAACCAUUCGGGCGCCGGAAUACUCACAGCUGGAGUAAAACAGCUCACAUGGCGGUCUUGUUAAGGGUAAUUGGGUGUAUUAAAGUUUAUAUCUGUUAUUUAAUUCUAUUUUUCCAAAAUGUUACUUAACUAAUAAUAAAGAUAUUUUUAGAAAA
This is a messenger RNA of Trichoplusia ni (cabbage looper), 2103 nucleotides long. RefSeq names its product zinc finger protein 724-like. The record is from RefSeq and is a predicted model, not a curated record. Gene Ontology annotation, molecular function: zinc ion binding. The transcript has 10 exons. Gene Ontology annotation, cellular component: nucleus. NCBI's taxonomy places the organism in Eukaryota, Metazoa, Arthropoda, Insecta, Lepidoptera, Noctuidae. Bases 431 to 1951 code for a protein of 506 amino acids.